ACAAAACACACUCUAUUUUUUGUCUUUGAUAUUAGAGAAAGGGAGACAGAGACUCCUCUGGAGAGGGGCGGAUGGACGGAUGAGGUUCAGGCUGUAGGCAAAAAAGAAAAGAAAAGAAAAGAAAACACAGCAGACCCUUUACGGAAGCCCUGUGGCAGUUUGUCUGUAGGCUAGUUGUCUGCUGCGUCGAGGGUGUGUUGGUGGGUGUGGUGUUGAGAACAAGUUUAGACAGAUUCAUUCGCGCGCAAUUAACAUUGGGUAGAUUUGACUUCAUUGGCGCAACUCAGGUAGAGCAUCAUUCCAGCGGAGGGAUUGUCACGUUUUCACUGGAACCACAGACCACAGAGGAAUACUGCCCCGCGCUAGGAAACAAAAAUAUAGGAAUAUGUUGCCAUUUUUGCUAUUUGUGUUUUGUGCCACGUUCGCAGUUGGACAGACAGAAACAUGUUUGGAGUGUUCAGGUGCGGAUUGGGGCAAAUGUUUUGGACAGGAACAUUCCUGUCGGGCUUCUGAGAAGUGUGUGUCGGCAGUGACUGUACUCACUCAAGAUCUUAGAGGAGAUUUCAAUAAGACCAUCCAGAAAGUGAAUAGAAAAUGUGCAGAUUCCGCACUCUGUCAGCAGGACUUCUCUGUGAACUUUCGAGUUGCUGACUGGAAGAUCAAGACCAAGUGUGGUGAAAAUGUAACUAUGGGAAAUGAAAAACCUUCCGAGGGCAAACUGGUAUGUUAUGGAUGUGUUUCUCAACCGGCUUAUUGCACUAAAACUGUGAAAUGCAGUGAAACUGAGACCAUGUGCAUCAGUGCUUCAGAGACUGUUGCUGGAAAUCUUGUGGUCAACAAAGGUUGUGCAACUAAGACCAUGUGCAAUCUGAAACGAGGCAUAUCUGAUGUGGUGGGGUCUACCGUAGUUGGGCAUGUGUCUUGUUGCCAAGGGAACCUUUGCAAUGGCAGUGGCAUCUUGAAAUCCACCUCAUCAGUGUGUUUGUUGUUGCUAUCAAUGCUUCCCUGGAUGCUGCCUUGAUGGUGAAAUGGGAAAACAUCAGCAAAGGCAUGUGACAGAAAAAAUAUGUCUGAUGCUAUUGAGACAGAGGCAUCAUUUACAGUUUUCAUCAGUCGCUUUGGUGUGUUUAGUGGAGUAUUUGUUAGUGUUCAUUUGUGCCAAUCAGUUACAGAAGUUGAGAAGGGAAAGGAGGAGGGGACGGGGGAUUCACCAUGUCUCCCUACUGGAGUGGGGGAGCAAAGAAUAGCACGGGGCCAGUAGCACAUCCAUGCAACUGAUUACAAAUGUCUGCUGUUUUUUACAUUUUCAAUUGCUACUGUCAUGUUGGUCAAAAUGCACUAUUUUUGUUUCAUGCUGAAUAUUACCUUACCCUAUAAAAUUAAUAUACCAUAUUUCAUUGCUUGAGUUACAUUCAAAAGUGUUGAAUUAGCUGUCAUAGUUGUCAUAGUCUGCCUAGGAUAAAUACAUCUAUGUGGCCUGACAGACAGAAACGUCAGGAUGUAUAGAAGGAUGUAGGUCUACAGUGGCGCACAGCUCUGACCAAGGUCAUUUUUCAUUUGGACAAUGCUGUAAAAACAUUUAUUUUCUUCACACUGUCACAAUGUAUCGGUCAUUUUUCAUUUGCAUAAUGCUGUAAAAACCUUUGUUUUCUCACACUGUCACAAUGUCUGUCAACAGUUAAAACUUUUGAAACAUGCCCACUCUCUUGCAAUCCCCCCCAUCUUCACACAAUAAUGUGUAACUUUGCAGUUUUGAAAUAGCUAUGCCACACAGAAAAAAAGUGCUUCCUUGUGAACUUUUCAAUAGGAAAUACUUACAGAGUAAACUGUCAUAUUGACAAUGUGACAAAGCAGUUUGACUACUUUGUUCAUUAACAAUGGCGUAAGGACUUGUUAUUGCACUGACAUUUUCAUUGGCAUAAAUACUUGCUUUUGAGAAAUAAAUAAACUAAGCGGUUUUGCAGGUAAUCCACUAUGUGGUGCAGUUUGCACUUUGUCACAUUGUCAUUUUCAGCAUGGGCCUCAUGUUUUCAUUUGUCAAUUUGAAUAAUUUUAUACCAAAAAGUCGGAGAUGCAAUAAAUCAUUUCCCUAGUA
Sardina pilchardus (European sardine) is the source of this 2095-nucleotide messenger RNA. RefSeq lists its product as uncharacterized. The transcript is spliced from 5 exons. The record is from RefSeq and is a predicted model, not a curated record. Bases 386 to 1021 code for a protein of 211 amino acids. NCBI's taxonomy places the organism in Eukaryota, Metazoa, Chordata, Actinopteri, Clupeiformes, Clupeidae.